AUGCGACGAGUUGUCGUGACAGGGCUCGGCGCCAUUUCGCCCUUCGGUGUUGGCGUGCGUACCACGUGGAAACGUCUGUUGGCUGGAGAAUCUGCCAUCACCAGUGUGGCUGACUUUGAGCCGCGAAGCCGCUGGAAAGAUCUGACGAGCACAGUUGCUGGCGUAGUCCCCAGUCAUGGCUCAGGUCCCGAUCAGUGGCGGCCGGGUGACUGGCUGGACGCCACGGAACAACGUCGCAUGUCCAAGUUUGCCCAGUACGCCGUAGCAUGCGCCGACAUGGCAAUGAAAGAUGCCGGGUGGAAUCCGCAGAGCCAAGAGGACAAGGAGGCCACGGGCGUGUGUCUUGGCAGCGGUAUAGGAAAUCUCGAGGAAAUUUACGAGACGAGCUUGGCCUUCAACCAACAAGGCUACAAGAAGGUUUCACCACUCUUCGUUCCCAAGAUUCUCAUCAACUUGGCCGCCGGCCAUAUAUCAAUGAAGUACGGAUUGCAAGGCCCCAACCAUUCCGUCACAACCGCCUGUACAACUGGUGCUCAUUCCAUUGGAGAUGCGAUGCGAUUCAUUGCUUUUGGUGAUGCCGACGUCAUGGUUGCCGGCGGAACGGAAUCCUGCAUCCAUCCCCUGACCUUUGCUGGUUUCGGGAGGGCAAGGUCCCUCUCCACAGCUUACAACCACCACCCCCACGCCAGCUGUCGUCCCUUCGAUCGCGACCGAAAUGGUUUCGUCGUUUCGGAGGGGUCGGCAGUCCUUGUCCUGGAGGAACUCCAGCACGCCAAGGCCCGCGGAGCCAACAUCUACGCGGAGGUGAGGGGCUACGGGUGCAGCGGCGACGCGCAUCACAUGACGGCCCCGCGGGAAGACGGACACGGAGCAUUCCGCGCCAUGAAGCUUGCUCUGAAGAACGCGGAAGUUCGACCGGCCGAGGUGAGCUACAUCAACGCGCAUGCAACAGGGACACAGGUCGGCGAUGCGGCAGAAGCCUCCGCGAUACGAAGCAUCAUGACAGGCGAGGAGGGUUACGCGGACGAGUCGCAGGUGACUGUGAGCAGCACCAAAGGUGCCGUUGGCCAUCUGCUAGGGGCGGCUGGCGCCAUCGAGGCCCUGUUCGCCGUGCUAUCGGUUGCAGAGGAUAUCGUGCCGCCUACGCUGAACCUCGAGAAUCCAAAUGUCGGGGGAUCCAUGAAUAUGGUACCCCUCGAGGCACAAGCGAAACAGGUUAACGUUGCUAUUUCCAACAGCUUUGGCUUUGGCGGGACGAAUGCCUCGCUGGUUUUUUCCAAAGUGCGUUAA
Colletotrichum abscissum is the source of this 1290-nucleotide messenger RNA. Its product is annotated as 3-oxoacyl-(acyl-carrier-protein) synthase 2. Gene Ontology annotation, cellular component: mitochondrion. Gene Ontology annotation, molecular function: 3-oxoacyl-[acyl-carrier-protein] synthase activity. NCBI's taxonomy places the organism in Eukaryota, Fungi, Ascomycota, Sordariomycetes, Glomerellales, Glomerellaceae. The record is from RefSeq and is a predicted model, not a curated record. The transcript is spliced from 3 exons. Gene Ontology annotation, biological process: fatty acid biosynthetic process. The coding region runs from base 1 to 1290 and encodes 429 amino acids.